AUGGCACUACCUCAAGGCCAAGUUGACUGGUGUGAAGAAGACUCUAUCCAGCUCUUGGAACGCAUGGAAGAUAACCUAUCUGAUGAUGAUAACACAUUCAAAACAACCCAGUCAAAACUGGACUGGGAUAAAAUUGCUUUUAAAGACUUUUCUGGAGAGACAUGCAAACUGAAAUGGUUACAGAUUUCUAACAAUUUGAGAAAAUUUCAUACAUUGAAAGAAUUGGUCUUGGAUGCCAAGGAAUGUGUUGGAGAACCUUACAAAAGGAAAAGUUGCAAAAGACAUCCUGGCCUACCCAAGAAGCCUUUGACUGCUUACCUCAGAUUCUUCAAGGAGCAGAGACUCUGGUAUUCACAGAUGCACCCCACUCUGAGCAAUCAGGAACUGACCAAGGUGCUGUCUAAGAAAUACAAGGAACUUCCAAAGCAGGAAAAAAAGAAAUACAUUCAAGAUUUCCGGAGGGAGAAACAAGAGUUUGAGCAGAAAUUGACUCAGUUCAGAGAAGAGUAUCCUGAUCUAGCCCCAAACGGCGAGAGGAGGAGACGAGUCAAAGGCCAAAAGAAGGUUGAAGAAAAUGUACAAGAUAUGAAUUCUUUUCCUAAAAGUGGUUUGCCCCAUAAGGUAAUAUUUCAUGGAGAGCCCCCAAAACUCCCCAUGUAUGGAUAUUAUAAAUUCCAUCAGGAUUUGUGGUCAAGCGAGGAGUUACAAGAAGUGCCCCUGAGACAGCGCAGUGUGGAGAUCUGCAGGCGGUGGCAGAGAGUUCCCCAGAGCCAGAAGGAGCUCUAUGAGCAGGAAGCCAAGAACCUUCAGGCACAGUAUAGGAUAGAUCUGGAUCGCUGGCUUAGGACUCUUUCCCCUCAGGAAUAUGCCGCAUACAAAGAGAUAUCCUAUGCUAAACCUAAGUCCAUGACCAUGAAGGGAGACCAAAACACCAGCAUCAGUCUUCAAUCCCCAUCUGUAAGGGACAGAGUUGGAGAAGAGUUGGGACUGCAAGCUCCAGAGAUAGAAGAAUCAUCAGAAAACAGUGAUGAUGAUGAUUCGAAUGUCUGUGUGGAUUAG
Messenger RNA from Sorex fumeus (smoky shrew), 1059 nucleotides. RefSeq names its product upstream binding transcription factor like 1 (gene UBTFL1). Bases 1 to 1059 code for a protein of 352 amino acids. The record is from RefSeq and is a predicted model, not a curated record. Lineage: Eukaryota; Metazoa; Chordata; Mammalia; Eulipotyphla; Soricidae. The transcript has a single exon.